UCAUAUCAGCCGACAAUUUGAAUGACAGCGAGCAGGGCGGACUCGGUUCCUCUUUAACGCUCUCAUCAUAUAGCCUAACAACCAGGCCCGUACUUCUUUUUUUCAGGGCUUUCUGUUCCGCGACAUUUCUCAUCUUUUCCCGUGAGCGUCAUUAAACUUGUUGCCAAUGAGCGCAAGUCGCAGCUUGUGUGAAGUUCAUCAUCAGCCCAUCAUCAGAGAAGGCUACAGCAGAAGAAGAAGAAGAAGUAGCGGACCAUUUAAGGGACUGUAACACCGGGGGGGGGAAAAGUUUAUUUUUCCGUGGGAGGAAUACGGUCUGUUUCGUAUAUUUGUCGUUAGUUUUCAGUUUUUAUUUCCCCGGAGUGAGCCAUGACUUCUGUGUGGAAGAGACUUCAACGAGUCGGUAAAAAGGCGUCAAAGUUUCAGUUCGUUGCGUCUUACCAGGAACUCGUGUUGGAGUGUACCAAGAAAUGGCAACCAGACAAGCUAAGGGUGGUGUGGACAAGGAGGAACAGACGCAUGUGCUCCAAGCUCCACAGCUGGCAGCCUGGAAUCAAAAACCCCUACAGAGGCAUGGUGGUGUGGCCUGUCCCCGAGAACAUCGACAUCUCUGUUACACUUUUCAAGGAGGUCAAUGCUGACGAGUUUGAGGACAAAGAGUGGACCUUUGUCAUUGAGGGUGAAAACAAGGGUCAUCGUAAGGUGUUAGCAUCAGCAGACAUCAAUCUGAAGCGGUUUGCCAGUCCGACGCCAACGCAGAUUGACCUGGAGCUAAAGCUGAAGCCACUGUCUGUCAAAGUGGUGGAUGCCUCGCUCAAGCUGUCGCUGUCCUGUGUCUUUGUUCGGGAGGGCAAGGCCACUGAUGAAGACAUGCAGAGUCUUGCCAGCCUGAUGAGCGUCAAACCGUUAGAUAUAGGAAACAUGGAUGACUUCAACGAGAGCGAUGAAGAGGAGGAUAAGAAGUCUGUCACUGCUGCAGCAGUUCCUCACAUUCUUGUUCGCCCAAAUCGCCCCGCCCCCCCUCCACCUGACAAGAGAAACUCCACCGGGCCCUCUCUUCCAGCCUCAGCCUGUGGAGGUGAUGGCGGUCCUGCUGUCCAUUCUCGCCCUCCUCUACCAUUCGCUCCUCGCCCCUCUCCUCGCCGCAGUCGACACUCCUUCACCACCACUCCUGUUCAAUCAGAGAUCCAAGCUUCCCCUGGCCCAUCCCCUCAGCCCUCCCCCAGAUCCAAGCAUAAAAAAUCAGCCGACUCUCUUCCCCAUGACACCCCUACUUCAACUCACCCAUCUCCUUAUCCUCCAAGCUCCCAGAUCACACCAGAUACUCCCUCCUCUGUCCUGCCUCCCUCUAAAGAGGCUACUACAUAUCCUUCAUCGCCAAAAUCUUCCGAGACACCUUCUUCCCAAAACACUUCCGCUUCCAUUCAUCUUCAAUCUCUCAUAUCAGAAUCUGUGUCUGUUUCUUCUGCAACAUCCUCUGCUCCUGUUCCUACCCUUUCAAGCACCUCCUCUAAACUAUCCAUGGAAACCUGUCUCACCUCAUUUACUCCCAAACCCCCCUCCCCCGCUUCGUCAUCACCAGAGAAUAUAUCUCCCUCCACCACAUCUCCCCAAAAGUCUUCUCUCACUGUAACCCCGACUACCACCACCACGACUAUGAUCCAUAAGACUGUCUUUACUACCUCCCAGCAUCCCAAAUCCAAACCCACCCUCACCUCUGAGCCCCCAUCUGCCCACCCCCCUCUCACCCAGAGCCUCUCUCAGCCCCCCUCCCUGCCCAGAAUCUUCCAGUCAGGCUCAGGAAAAGUUCCUGUUUCCCUUCAGCGGCGCCCCCCAGAGGCUCAAAUUACAGAUGAUCUCACAUCAGUCUCUGGCCGUCCUCACAUGUUUAGACCUCAGAUUGUCAAGUCUAUGGCCCGCCCCUCCUCUCCUUCACCUUUUUCUGCCGAUGCCUCUCCUAUUGCAUCAGCACCGCUUCUCCCCAAAUCUCACCCCUCCAUCUCAGAGUCAGGUGUUCAGGGGCCGUGGCUAACGUCUGGUGGUGACAUCAUCCCUGUCCCUCUGCUCAGCACUCCUGACCUUGAUGCUCUCUGUGACCCCGUGGCUCCAGCCCUUACUGCCUCCCUCCCAUGUUCAUCACCCUCUCGUUCUUCCUCUUCACUUUCUACUUCUAUUUUAUUCUCCUCUCCUCAUGCUCAGCUUUCUGUCUCUCCUGCUGCUCUUCCUGUUCAGUUCAGCUCCUGUCAGUCAGGGCCAAAGUUUCCCCUCAUCCAAGAAGACAAUGAAACAUCUCCGAGCCAAGACGAGAAAUCUCCUCAAAAAAAACCUGCACCGGCAAACAUCUUAACAUCCAACCAUCCUAUCAGACCAGACCAGGAUUCAAAGACAGCCAUCACAGAAAACAAAGCAGAACCAAAGAUCAGUCCUGCACAGUCCCGCUCAGAGCUGAUUAUAGCCCCACCUCCCCCAUGGCCCUUCUCCUGCAGUGAGAGCUCCACCCCUCACCAGCCCUCCACCACUGUUGUCGCAGCCUUUAUCACUCCCAAACAGCCAAAUGUUCAGGGAGGAACUGAUUUGAAAAAAACAACCAGUCAAACAAAGAGUGAUAUUAGCGUCUUAAAGACUGAAAAGCCGCCUCUGGCAGAGCCUGAGCCUGACUUUGAUGACAUCAUCUUUGAGUCAUUUAACCAGAGACAAGUUUCAGGGGGCUUGUUUCUGGAUGAAGAUGACUCUAAGAGGGAUACUAUUAAAAGGUGUCCUCAGGGUCUGGAACAGAAAACCAGUGACAUGCCGUCACUGACAGAGCAGUUAGGAGGAGCAGCAAUGAAGAAGGAGGAUGUGAUAAAGGCAGAACAGAAAGAAAUCCUCAAAAGACAGGAGGAGGAAAAGAGAAAGAGGGAGGAAGAAGGGCAAAAAAAUGUGCUGCUGAAGCAGGAGGAGAGAAGAAAACGUGAGGAAGAAAAGAAGAGACUGUUAGAGGAGGAGAAAAAGAGAUUCUUACAGGAGGAGGAGGAGGUCAAGAAGGAGAAGGAGAGGAGGAGGCGGGAGGAGGAGAGGCUCCUGAAGGAGAGGAGGGACAAACAGGAGAAGCUGAAGCAGGAGGAGGAGGAGAAGAAGAAGAAGCAGGAGGAGGUUGAGAGGAGGAAAAAGGAGGAGCAGAUGAAACUGCUGGCGCUGGAGGUCGAAAAGGAUAAACUUAAAAGGGAGGCGGAGAGGAGAGCCGAAAGAGAAAUAUUCUUGAGGAAAAUGCAGGAGGAUGAGGAGAAAAGGAUGGAAGAGAGGAGGGUGUUUGAGGAGCAAAGGAGGAGAAGGGAGGAGGAGAAUAAGAGGCUGCUGGAAGAGGAAGAACAAAGGAAGAUGGAGGAGAAACGCUUGAUGGAGGAAAGAGAGAAGGAGCAACAGAAAAUUAAAGAGCAGUCUAAGAAAGAAAAGAAAAAGGAGGAGGAGGAGAAAAAACAUCUACAGGAGGAGGAAAGAAAGAAAAAUGAUGCAGAGAUGGAGAUGAGGAAGAGGAAAGAGGAGGAGGAGAGGAUAAAAGAGGAAGAGAGAAAGAAAAAAGAGGCAGAGAUGGUGAUGAGGAAGAGGAAAGAGGAGGAGGAGAGGAUAAAAGAGGAAGAGAGAAAGAAAAAAGAGGCAGAGAUGGAGAUGAGGAAGAGGAAAGAGGAGGAGGAGAGGAUAAAAGAGGAAGAAAGAAAGAAAAAAGAGGCAGAGAUGGAGAUGAGGAAGAGGAAAGAGGGGGAGGAGAGGAUAAAAGAGGAAGAAAGAAAAAAAAAAGAGGCAGAGAUGGAGAUGAGGAAGAGGAAAGGGGAGGAGGAGAGGAUAAAAGAGGAAGAAAAUCAGAGAGUACUUAAAGAGGAGAAGGAGAGAGAAGAGAAAAGAUUAAAGGAGGAGAAAGAGAAGGAAAGGCUCUUAAGAGAGGAAAGAGAUAGGAUUGAGAGGAGGGAAAAAGAGGAGAAGAAACGGUUUGAAGAGGUGGAGAAGAUGAGGAAAGAGAGACUCUUGAAGGAGCAGAAAGAAGAGGAGAGAAAGCAAAGGGAGGAAGAAGAAAAGAAGAGACGGCUACAAGAGGAGGAGAGAAGGCAGGAGGAGAAAAAAAGAAAGAGGGAAGAGGAGGAGAAGAGACAGAAGGAGGAGCAAGCAGAAAGGAGGAAGAAGGAGGAGGAAGACAGGAAAAAGAGAGAAGAGGAAAAAAAGAAGAAGCUUCUGCAGGAAAAGGAAGACAUUGAAAUAAAAAUGGAGUCCAACAAGUCAGAUGAAGACAAGCAGAAGAUGAGAACACCGGUUGAUGCACCUCCUCCUACUUCAGCCCCACAAACUCCAUUUCCCACUUCGCACCUCCCUCCUGCGGCUAAAACCAGUGUUACACCACAACCCUCACAAACUCUCAGCAUAUCACAAGAGAGAAAGAAGGCUCCUCAGUCAGAAAACAAACUGAACUCUGCCUCCAUUGAGCGUCUGGGGCAGGCCUCUCUCUUAAAGGAAGGUUCAUUGUCAAAAACUGUUGUCCCAGAUAAGAAAGUACCUACCACAUGUACUCCACCUGGUAGCCCGUCAGGCCUCAUUGAUCGGCCCUCUGCUCAGGACAAACCCGUCUCAUUAGAGGUUGUGACUCUGGUGCCACCUCCACAGAGGCUGUCUGAAGCAGAGGUUCCUCUUUGGAAAGUACUGGAAGUACUGGGAAAUGGAAAUGAAACCCCUGAAAAAUCUCUUGCAAAGGAGGGUGCAAAAGCUUUGUGCAGGGGCUCAAACAGAGAAGAUGCUACUGAUGAGGACACCCCUGAAAGACAGGAAAAAAGCCCAAUAACAAUAAAAGACGCAGAAACACAUCUCAUAGUCCCACCUUCUGUUCAACCUAAUGCACCAUCAGCUAAAGAAGAGCCCAAAGAGCCAGAAAGACCCAAACAGGAACCAGCAACCUCAAGUGAAGUUUCCCCAAAACCAGAGGGAGCGCGCAAAGCUUUGGCACUGGAUCCCCUUCUUCCGUCAAAACCAGAACCAGGGUUGCAGCCGGAACAGGUCCUGCAGCGGACAGGAAGACCACAACAGGAGGGAGUAGAUGCCAAGGAACACGUCGAUGUCGUGGCUGGUGGUCAGGAGAGUUUGGUCAACAAACAAGAGUGUGAGGCAGAGAAGCAGUUGUGGGCGGCGAUGGAGGAGACAACAGCAGAGACAACAGCAGAGACAACAGCAGAGACAACAGCAGAGACAGGAGGGAUGGGAAGUAGUGAGAGCAGUGAAGAAAAGGAGGAGAAGCAGGAGGAGGGUGGUGUAACAAGGGGUGUGUUUAGUAGUGACCAGACAUGUGCACACACAGAAGCAGAUGUGUGUGUUGCAGAGAUGCAGACGGAGGCGCCUGCUGGCUUCAUGUCAGCAAUGGUUGGGGUGUUGUACAGAGGCUAUGAGACAGUGACCUCCAUCCUGCAGACGGCUGGAUCCACUGCAGACCAACCAUCUCUCCUUAUAAGCAAUGAAGAUCAGCUGAGUUUACAUGAAGAAGAGGAAAAGAUGCCUUUUUCCUCUGAGCCAGAUGAUCCGCUGUCUUCAGUUGACAUUUCCCCACCCACGGCCUUCUCUGACACGGGAGAGACAGAGACAAAUAGCAAACAGACGGAAUUAUCUCAGAAACCAGAGUGUGUACAGUUGGACGGUAUAAGUCUGGUUGCAAGUCUGAGACAGGCAGCCUUUGAGCAUGAGGAAGAAAGGGAGAGAAUGGAGAAAGAAAGGAUUGAAAACAUGAAGAGGGAGGAAGAAGAGAGGGCAAAGAGAGAAGAGGCAGAGAGGAAAGAGAAAAAGAGGGUGGAAAAGGAAAAAGAGGAGAGACAGAGGUUGGAAAAUGAGAGAAAAGAGCUGCUGAGGAUGGAGAGAGAGAGGAUGGAGAAAGAAAAGGAGACAGAGAGAAGGAUGCUGGAGAAAGAGAGAAAGGAGCUGCAGAGGAAGGAGAAAGAAAGGGUGGAGAGGGAAAAUGAGGAGGAGAGACAGCGGUUGGAAACAGAGAGAGAAGAGAACGAGAGGAAGAGGAGGGAGGAGAAGGAAAGGGCAGAGAAAGAAAGGAAGCAGCAAAUCAAGAGGAAAGAAAAUGAGGAGAGGACCAGAGAAAUUGAAAGGGAGCAGAAGAAAAAAGAGGAGGAGGACCUGGUGAGGCAAGGAAAAGAGGAGAGAAAAGGAGAGAAACAACAAUUGAAUCCAGAAGUAACUAAUAAAUCAGAAGCUUGGCCUCCUCUGAGGGAAGCAGAACUGGAUGAUAUUGCAGAUGAUGAGAGGCUACAGGGUGAUGAAGAGCAGUCUGAUCCCAAACCAGUUAAAACAGAACUCCCUAAUACAAAAAACAAAGUAGUUUCAGGCAAACCUGAGGACCCUCUAGUUCCUGAUAAGAAAGCACUGAACGAUACAGCUCUGAGAUCAGUUAAAAAGGGCACAUUUUUUAAAUCUGGUGCCAGCCUGAGCUCAGGUGCCAUCCCAGUGUGGAUGAGGGAGGAGGAGGAUGAGGAGGUGGAGUAUGAGAGAGGACAUGAGGAUCUCGGCUCCAUCUGGCUGGCUGAGCUGUACAUGGAGGGGGGGACAGGCCCUGGCCAACCAUCAUUCCCUGUCACCACGGAGCCCUCCUCACUCCCUACCAGUGGACAAUCGUUACACCAGGGCCCUGCUGCCAGUCGGCAAAAUGUACCUGCUGAACUCUCUCUAAGCAAUCUGCCCGACCGCCCUCCUCACAAACUACCAUUAGGGUACAAACAAGAGAAAAUAAUCAGUCAAACAUCGAUGGCCAAACUUUCUCCACAGUUUAGUGAAGGACAGAAACAUCCAAUUAUUAGAGAGGAUGUUGUCAUAAAAACUGGAUUUAAAACUGAAAUUAAUGAGGAAGGAGAACUUGAUGAAACAUCUGAGGUGCCUUGGCCCCUACCUUUGAGCACAAACACAGCCAGUGUACACUCAAAUACCAAACAAACCGAGAUUGAUACUGACUUAGACAUCACAAAGAUAACCAGUGACGCAAAAAUGGCAGACACAGAUUCACUCAAGAGCCAUGAACUGAAGGAGGAUAAAAAUGUGAACUCUUCCAGAUUCAACCCAAACACAUCAAAGAGUGACAGUCACACACAGACACAUGUCUCAGAUCUCACCCAUGUCAACAGAGACCAACAGCUCCAAGAGGAAGAGAGGCUGUUAUUGGCAAAAAUGAAUCUAAUGACAGGUGACACGUCACCUGACUGCAGCCAUCGCAGUAUGAAGCUCCUCAUCCCUGACACCACAGGGCUUAUCGAUCACAACCAGAGCACAAUAAUUCCCUGCUUCGAUACCUUGCAGGAAAUAUCACUAACUGAGGCAAAUGAAACACUGGACAAUGAGUCGGUUCAAAAUGGAGAAGAAGAGGAAGAUGUGUUGAAAUGCCAACCAGCUGACCCAUCUAUAGGGAUAAAAGCAUCAUCUCAACUUGAAGACAUGAAGGCAUCUCGACUUCCUACGUUACAAGAAGAAGAAACGUCUGAACCAGUUCCAAUGGUCAGAGAGGAGGCCAAUAGAAAGGAGGAUGUAGCUGAUGGUCUGGUGAACUCCAGCCAGUCGCUGCUCCACUGGUGUCAGAACAUCACUAAUGGUUACCAGGGGGUAAAGGUCACAAACUUCAGCACAUCCUGGAGAAAUGGACUAGCUUUCUGUGCCAUCCUGCAUCAUUUCCAUCCAGAUAAAAUAGAUUUUGACCAUUUGGUCUCUCAUGACAUCAAGCUCAACAACAAAAAGGCGUUCGAUGGUUUCGAGGCCCUGGGUAUCUCUCGUCUGUUAGAGCCGUCGGACAUGGUUCUUCUGUCAGUCCCUGACAGGCUCAUUGUCAUGACCUACCUCAGCCAGAUCCGCUCACACUUUACCAACCAGGAGCUGAGUGUGCUGCAGAUAGAGCACAACAGCAGCCAGUCUAGCUAUGGCCUCGCUCUCUCUGGUCCUGGUCCUACUACAGUGGACGCGGCUGCUUUCUGCAUGUCCAGGCUGAACGAAGGACUCAGUCUAGAGGAGGGAGGAAGCAGCACUCUGGUCGUCCCUCCACCAAGGACCAAACGACUGGGUAAAGCGGAUGAGUCGAUAACCCCAGUCCCUCCACCGAGGUCGAUUAACAAAGCUGUUAAAUUUGACCUUCCUCAGGAUGAAGACACAAUGACACACUCUUCAACAGAUAUCACCAACAAAACAGAGUUGCAGGGUGCAGCGGACACACGGCCUCCCAAACAAGAGGAAGCGAUGGACACCAGUCAAUAUGUGCUGAGUGAGCUGGCGGCUUUAGAGACAGAGCAGAAGCACAUUGACAGCAGAGCUGCUGUGGUGGAGAGACGACUGCGAAGCCUCAUGGAAACAGGUAGUGACCGUGAUGAAGAGGAGCGAUUGAUCCAGGAGUGGUUCACUCUGGUGAACAAGAAGAACGCUCUGAUUCGCAGACAGGACAACCUGGAACUACUGCAGGAGGAGCAGGAUCUGGAGAGGAGAUUUGAGCUUCUGAACAGAGAGCUUCGGGUCAUGAUGGCGAUAGAAGACUGGCAGAAGUCGUCCACUCAGCAGCAGAGGGAGCAGCUGCUCCUCCAGGAGCUCGUGUCUCUGGUCAACCAACGAGACGAGAUCAUCAGAGACAUCGAUGCCAAGGAGAGAGGGGCUUUGGAGGAGGAUGAGCGUCUGGAACGGGGUCUAGAGAUGAGGAGGAGAAAAUACAGCAACAAAGAAAAGUGUGUCCUACAGUGAGAAAAGAGACACAAACAGCUUUCUUACAGAGUGUCUGAAGCUCCACAAAAAAAAAAACGUGUUUGUUUUAUCUCCUUCAACUUUUGCACAUAUUAUUAAAACAGGAAUUCAGUUUUCCUCAAUUCCUUCUGCCUUUACCUUCAUGGAGAACUGUUAAAACCAAUCAUGAGGAAACCAGGUGACAAGAUGAGGGCUGCAAAAUGCGUCCUCUUUGAAAGUGUUUUUAUUGUUUCAGUCUGUCUUAAUGUUAAAGUAUUAUUUUGGUUCUUUUCACAUGUUUUUAUUUAUUGGAAUGAUGUGUCAGAUAGUUUUAUUGCACAAGUUGGUAUAUGUGUUAGUGUGUCUAUUCCUCUUUGAGUUUUCUUUAGAAUAGAAUCACUGGCUUUUUCUCUUCUCUUUUAUAUAUAUUUAGAAAAGGAUUCCUGGGUCAUGACAAGAUAAGAUAUGGCAACAACAAAAAAGUGUGCAGUGUAGAACACUUCAAUCCUAAUUGUAAGAAGUUUGUUUCAUUUGGUUUUGUUGAUAUUUCUCUACAUUUAUGUUUCAGAUAUUCCAGCCCAAAAGUGUCAAAUGUUUAAGUUGAACACGCUGAGAUCUAUAAGUUAAAAGAUUUUUUUUUUUUUUUUUGGGGGGGGGGGGGGGGGGGGCUUUUUGUGCCUUCAUUGGAGAGACAGGACAGUGCACAGAUUUGGAAAUCAGGGAGAGAGAGCUGGGAACGAAAUGCGCGAAAUGAGCCACAGGUGGGAUUCGUACCUGGGCCGCCCGCUACCCACUGCGCUACCAGCACCGUCCAGAGAUCUAUAAGUUAUAGAUAACUUUUAAAAAGUCAUGAGCUGGACUCGACCCCCCGAUGCAGGUUCAUGUUUUCAACAUUUUGAGAAAUAUUGAAAGUAUAUCCUCUUAUUGCAAUAAUGUACCUAGUUGUUUUAUCUUUUUUUAAAUAUUAGAUGUAGAAAGUUUUCUUCAUAUUAAGAAGUUUUUAAGUCUUCUUUGAGCAAAGAAGAUGCUCAAGGUGAUCUCCAGCUUGUAGCAUUUACAGUGCCUUAAACCAGCCAUCAUGUAAAUGGCCGUGGUGUUCUAGUCUGCUCAGAAAUAUUCCCAUUUCUGCAUCCUUUGACUUCUGUAUGCAUGUUUUUUGAGGUGCGCUGUUAAAGUGGUACUCUGCCUCAUGUCACUACUGUAAACUCAUCACACACUGUAUGCCUGAAGUUGUCUUUAUUUAUGAUGCAAUGACUGAUGAAGAAAUGUAUUGAUAAAUAUGUUGAAAAAAUAAAUAUUUGGUUGGUUGCUUACAA
Messenger RNA from Labrus mixtus (cuckoo wrasse), 10013 nucleotides. Its product is annotated as EH domain-binding protein 1-like protein 1. The transcript is spliced from 31 exons. The record is from RefSeq and is a predicted model, not a curated record. NCBI's taxonomy places the organism in Eukaryota, Metazoa, Chordata, Actinopteri, Labriformes, Labridae. Bases 370 to 8718 code for a protein of 2782 amino acids. Gene Ontology annotation, molecular function: protein binding.